Molecule: messenger RNA, 694 nt
Organism: Molossus molossus (Pallas's mastiff bat)
Lineage: Eukaryota; Metazoa; Chordata; Mammalia; Chiroptera; Molossidae
Gene: EFCAB2
Product: EF-hand calcium binding domain 2
Exons: 7
Coding region: 50-448 (132 amino acids)
Molecular function (GO): calcium ion binding
Source: RefSeq, a predicted model, not a curated record
CGUCCUAGGUUAGCCACGGGCGUCUCCCGGGCGACGGGCUCCGCACAAGAUGGCGGACGAGAAAGACAAGGAAAGCUCAGAGAUAGUAGUAGCAGAAUUACACAGAAAAAUCAAAGAGGCUUUUGAAGUGUUUGACCAUGAGUCGAAUAAUACAGUGGAUGUGAGAGAGGUCGGAACAGUCAUCAGGUCCUUAGGAUGCUGCCCUAACGAAGGAGAGCUGCAUGACCUGAUUGCAGAGGUAGAGGAAGAAGAACCCACUGGAUACAUUCGAUUUGAAAAAUUUCUUCCAGUGAUGACCAAUAUACUACUGGAAAGAAGAUACAGACCAAUUCCAGAAGACAUCCUUCUUCGAGCUUUUGAGGUAUUAGAUUCAGCUAAACGUGGGUUUCUUUCUAAGGAAGAAUUGGUCAGAUAUAUGACUGAAGAAGGUUACCUUCAAAUUAAUUAAGCUGACAAAAUGAAAAAUGACUGGAACGACCCCAGGUUUGGCACGGACAGGUCUUGAGAGGGAGCAGCGCGACCACGAGUGGGAACGAGGGGCGAGGCGGUGAAGACCCGUGGCACACUGCCGCAGUCUGAGUGGAAGCGGGUGUGGAAACGAACCGAACAGUCAGUUCCUGAUGAGCGCCCAUUACAGAUCUCAUUUGAGCCGGUAAUGACUUAGCGCGAAAAUGUAACUGUGCUGAUCCAGCAU